AUGGGGAGCAGAAGACAUCGUGACACUGUGCCAGGCGGAGGUCCUGGAGACUGUAGCGAGGGAACAUCUUGGCUGGGCCUCACAACCAGCAGGUCUAGUUAUCAAAUCGAAGACAACUAUAAGGUGCUGGGCUUCAUUGGCCGAGGCAGCUUUGGCAAGGUGUUUGUAGGGCGACACUACGGCACAUACAAGUGGGUCGCCAUAAAGGAAUUAAAAAAGACAAAGGGGCAAGCGGCCUACAUUGCAACGGAGGUUGCCAUACUGAAGGACCUUCAACACCGUAACAUCACACAGCUGCUGGAGGUAACAGAAUCGAAGGAAUACGUACAUCUUGUACUAGAAUUUGUGCACGGGAUCAACCUGGGGCAAGUGCUCUUCUGCGGCAAAAGGAACAGGCUGUACGAGGAGGAUGCCCUGACUAUUUUCCAAGACAUCUUGGAAGCGGUAAAUUACUGCCACAGGCAGGGUAUCGUACAUGGGGACCUCAAGCCCGGAAAUGUUUUGCUCAACACCAAUGGCCGAGCUAAACUAUGUGACUUCGGGUUAGCGUUCCGGUUCGUCCCCGGGCAGGAGCUGAGCGUGCCUGGUGGGACGCCAGCCUAUUUUGCCCCGGAACGAUUCCUGUAUCCCACCUACGAAGGCCCUCCUCUGGAUGUCUGGGCCCUCGGGGUAAUAUUAUAUGAGACGAUCACAGGGAGGCAUCUCUUCUCUGGAAUGCCACCAGAGAUAAAUGAUACCAUCAUUUUUGGGAUUGUGCGCUACCCAGACUUUGUCUCUGUGAAAGUAAAAAACUUGAUUGGAAAGAUCAUGAACAGGAGCGCCAAAAGGCGACCAACAGCGCAGGAGCUGCUGCAUGAGCAGUGGCGCCAGGGUGUCCGGCCCCAAAGUCCUUCUGGGCCGCUCCCUUUGUCCGCCAAGAGGGCCAUUCUAACCCACAUGGCAGAGAUGGGUUUCGAUCAACUUGAAGUGAUGGACACCCUCAGGAAGAAAGAAUAUAACCACCUUAUGGCAACAUUCUUACUGCUACAAAGCUGCGCCCUCGAGGGACGGGACUUCAGAAAAGUGGGGAGGACUGCGCAAGAGGGUACAGACCAAACAUCAUGGUGCCCUCCAGGUCCCAAACUGUCACCUCACGAUCUGUAUAUGGCCAGCGAGCCUGUCCCCCGCGCUGAUCGCUUAUUCUGCGGACUGAAGACCCACGGAGAACAGGGUGGCAGAAGCUCCCUGCCGCCCAUGGCCAUCCAGAGGACCACAACUCCCAAUGUGUACCCAAAUCGUGCCUCUCCCAGCCCGUCCUCCCAGUCUGGCCCUUCCGAUCCCAGCCUGUCCUCCCAGUCUGCCCCUGCCUUUCCCAGUGUGUCUUCCCAGUCUGACGCUACCUUUCCCAGC
Messenger RNA from Fukomys damarensis (Damara mole-rat), 1389 nucleotides. Its product is annotated as sperm motility kinase 2B-like. The annotation marks the transcript as partial. The transcript has a single exon. NCBI's taxonomy places the organism in Eukaryota, Metazoa, Chordata, Mammalia, Rodentia, Bathyergidae. The record is from RefSeq and is a predicted model, not a curated record. Gene Ontology annotation, molecular function: protein serine/threonine kinase activity; ATP binding. Gene Ontology annotation, cellular component: cytoplasm. Gene Ontology annotation, biological process: intracellular signal transduction; protein phosphorylation.